AUGGCUGAAACACCGACAGAUAAAUUUCACUUAAGAAACGCCCGCGGCGACAGUCCGAGGAGGACAGAAUUUACCCUAACUCGGCUGGCGGAGAGCACGCCCGACCUCGUGCUCGACCUGCCCGCGCGCGCCGCCGACGCCGCCGAUACCUUCGCGCACAACCGUGACACGCUCCGCAAGCGCCCCGCGCACCCCGCGCACCCCGCGCACCCCGCCGCGCACAGACAGGCGUGCGCCGAGGGCGGGGAGGCGCGCGCGCCGGAGGGCGAGGCGAGCGGCGGCAGCCCCGUGCCGGCGCGCAACACCAUGCGCGUGGCCGCCAAGUUCGCGGAGCUCACGCUGACGGGCGGCUCGCUGAAGCCGGCGCUGGCCGCCAAGCCGGCGCUGCUGCGGCGCCCCACCCCGCACCCCGCGCGCGCUCCCGCGCCGCCCGUCGUGCCGCCCGCGCCGCCAGUCGUGCAGGCGCCCGCCGCGCCGGCGCCCGACGCCGCGCCGUGA
Vanessa tameamea is the source of this 498-nucleotide messenger RNA. RefSeq lists its product as uncharacterized. Lineage: Eukaryota; Metazoa; Arthropoda; Insecta; Lepidoptera; Nymphalidae. The record is from RefSeq and is a predicted model, not a curated record. The coding region runs from base 1 to 498 and encodes 165 amino acids. The transcript is spliced from 4 exons.